Dentiscutata erythropus is the source of this 132-nucleotide messenger RNA. The record is from the annotation of a GenBank genome assembly. NCBI's taxonomy places the organism in Eukaryota, Fungi, Glomeromycota, Glomeromycetes, Diversisporales, Gigasporaceae.
AUGUCGAACUCUGUCUUCUCAGAUGGUGUUAAGUUUAUACAUUCUGGAUCUGAUGCAUUCUUCUUUGCAGAGUUUACAUUGAAUAAGAGUUCUCUUGCCAUCCCUGUUAGUAAAGUAUUCUAUACUUUAUAG